This is a messenger RNA of Leptinotarsa decemlineata (Colorado potato beetle), 606 nucleotides long. RefSeq names its product RNA polymerase I subunit RpI1 (gene RpI1). Gene Ontology annotation, biological process: DNA-templated transcription. Gene Ontology annotation, molecular function: DNA binding. The record is from RefSeq and is a predicted model, not a curated record. Gene Ontology annotation, cellular component: RNA polymerase I complex. Lineage: Eukaryota; Metazoa; Arthropoda; Insecta; Coleoptera; Chrysomelidae.
UUCGUAAAUUUUUCAGCCCAUGUUAAAAAGAUCUUGACAAUACAAAUAAAAUUAUUGAAUUGUGGACUGUUGACUGAAGCCAUGGAAGUUGAGGCCAAAAUAACAGAAUUGAUCUUGGAAUAUGAAAAAUAUGAAAAUAUUCCGGAAGAAAGUAUUUCAUCCAUAUUGGCAUAUGACCAAUUGGCUACUGAAACUUUUGAAAAACUUGGUGGUAGAUAUGUGUUGAGCACAAACACUGAAAAGUUACAAAAUCAUGUCAUAUAUGAAAUGUUGAAAGAGGUGAAAACUAAAGCUGCUUGUAUGUUUUGCAAACAAAGAAUUGACAGGAUUCAAGCUUUGAAAAAUAGGAUAAUACUGAACAUUAGGAAAUCAGAUUUGAACAAAUCUGCAAUUGGUGAUAGAGUCUCCGAGGCCCAGUCGAGAUACAUCACUCCUGAAGAAUCACGGAAAUACAUGAGAAAUAUUUGGAAAAAUGAAAAAGAUUUUCUGGUGCAGUUGAUAUCUGUUCUUUCAGAUAUCACCAUGGAGCAUCCCACAGAUGCUCUCUUCUUCGAAGUUUUACCAGUGCCACCAAAUAACGUUAGACCCGUAAGUUACAUCUCAUAA